UGGUGUGGGUCGAAACUGGGGCUGGGCUUCUGCCGGCAGCAGCAUCCUUGCCGAGUUCGGUACUCUGCACAUGGAGUUUGUCCACCUCAGCUAUUUGACAGGUGACCCUGUAUACUACAACAAGGUCAUGCACAUUCGGAAGUUACUUCAAAAAAUGGAUCGUCCUAAUGGACUUUAUCCAAAUUAUUUGAAUCCAAGAACAGGCCGGUGGGGUCAGCAUCACACAUCCGUGGGCGGGCUGGGAGACAGUUUUUAUGAAUAUUUAUUGAAAGCCUGGCUUAUGUCAGACAAGAUGGACACAGAGGCAAGGAAAAUGUACGACGAUGCAAUUGAGGCCAUAGAAAAACAUCUCAUCAGAAAGUCCAAUGGAGGACUGACCUUCAUUGGGGAGUGGAAGAAUGGGCACCUUGAAAGAAAGAUGGGCCAUUUGACCUGUUUUGCAGGGGGAAUGUUUGCCCUUGGAGCAGAUGGUUCCAGAGAUGAUAAAGCUGGACAUUAUUUGCAGCUUGGAGCUGAAAUUGCACAUACAUGUCAUGAGUCGUAUGACAGGACAA
Pterocles gutturalis (yellow-throated sandgrouse) is the source of this 554-nucleotide messenger RNA. RefSeq names its product mannosyl-oligosaccharide 1,2-alpha-mannosidase IB-like. The annotation marks the transcript as partial. Gene Ontology annotation, molecular function: calcium ion binding; mannosyl-oligosaccharide 1,2-alpha-mannosidase activity. Lineage: Eukaryota; Metazoa; Chordata; Aves; Pterocliformes; Pteroclidae. The record is from RefSeq and is a predicted model, not a curated record. Gene Ontology annotation, biological process: N-glycan processing; carbohydrate metabolic process. Gene Ontology annotation, cellular component: endoplasmic reticulum; extracellular exosome; Golgi membrane. The transcript has 4 exons.